UGUUUUUUAAAAGAAUGCGAUUACUUCACUGUUCCUUUUGCCAGAUACGACAAAAGCAUACGAUACCAAAACAGACUGGAGCUGAAUACUGUGUAGAAUCUGUUCGAAAAUCUGAUCAUGAACAUUAUCUAACAAAUUUAAUGCUUCCAACACAACUUCGCACACACGCUUUUGCAAUCAGAGCAUUUAACUGUGAAGUUUCUGGUGUAAGGGAUAGUGUUAGUGAAAAGCAGAUUGGACUCAUGCGCCUACAAUUCUGGCGGGACACUAUUGAUAGAAUAUAUGAAAACAAUCCUCCUCAGCACCCUGUAGCAGGACAACUACACAGAGCAGUUCUAGAACAUUCUCUCAGUAAAUCUCUUCUAUUGCGUCUCGUAGACUCCAGGGAGCAGUUUAUUUCCGAUCGUCCGUUCGAGUCCUUAGAGGAGGUGGAGAAGUAUGCGGACAAGGCCUUUGGUUCCGUCUAUCUUCUUUUUCUAGAGAUUAUUAAUAAUUCAGACGGACAUUUAAAGCAUGCCGCCACCGCACUAGGACGUGUAGAAGGAUUAUUAACCCUACUCCGAGCAGUUCCGUAUAAUGUGAGCAAAAGAAGAGUUUAUCUUCCAACAGAUCUUCUUAUGGAAAGAGAUUUAUCAGCAGAAGAGAUAAUUAGAAGUCCUGUUGAGAAUGAACCUUUAAGAGAAGUUGUUGAAAUCAUUGCCAGUAGGGCUCAGGAACAUCUUAACAGUUGCAGGUAUAGAUCUCGGAUGAUUAAUAGAGAAAAUAAACGUAUUCUACUUCCCGCAGUUGCAGCCGAUGCAUAUCUUCAUAAACUUAGUAAAUGUGACUGUAACGUAUUUGACUCAAAACUCAAUCAGAGAAACUCUUUUCUACCGCUUUCUCUUUACUAUCACAAAAUCAGAGGAUUCUACUAGAUCUAGGACAAGAUCAGAGGAUUCUACUAGAUUUAGUACAAGAUCAGGGGAUUCUACUGGAUCCAGGACAAGAUCAGAGGAUUCUACUAGAUCCAGGACAAGAUCAGGGGAUUCUACUAGAUCCAGGACAAGAUCAGAGGAUUCUUCUAGAUCUAGGACAAGUUCAGAUGAUUCUACUUUCUCUAGGACAAAAUCAGUGGAUUCUAUUAGAUCUAUGGCAAGAUCAAAGGAUUCUACUAGAUCUAUGAAAAAAUCAGAGAAUUCUACUAGAUCUAGGACAAGAUCAGAGGAUUCUACUAGAUCUAGGACAAGAUCAGAGGAUUCUACUAGAUCUAGGACAAGAUCAGAGGAUUCUGUCAGAUCUAGGACAAGAUCAGAGGAUUCUUCUAGAUCUUAUUAUCCUAUUUUUUAAAAUAUUUUUCUUGUGUUAAACCUGCAUCGAAAUAAGAAAAAUCUAGAACUUAAAAGAUUAUAUUUACAGA
Eurytemora carolleeae is the source of this 1396-nucleotide messenger RNA. RefSeq names its product NADH dehydrogenase (ubiquinone) complex I, assembly factor 6 (gene sicily). The transcript has 9 exons. The record is from RefSeq and is a predicted model, not a curated record. Gene Ontology annotation, biological process: biosynthetic process. NCBI's taxonomy places the organism in Eukaryota, Metazoa, Arthropoda, Copepoda, Calanoida, Temoridae. The coding region runs from base 15 to 914 and encodes 299 amino acids.